AUGAGUUGUGAAGAGAUACCACUUUUCAAAAUGAAGGACAUGAUACUGAUCCUGUGCCUCCUGAAAAUGAGUUCUGCAGUGCCGGCGUUUCCUCAGCAACCUGGGACACCAGGCAUGGCUAGUUUGAGCCUUGAGACAAUGAGACAGCUGGGAAGUUUGCAGGGAUUAAACUUGCUUUCUCAGUAUUCAAGAUUUGGCUUUGGGAAAUCAUUUAAUUCUUUGUGGAUGCAUGGUCUCCUCCCACCACACUCCUCUUUCCCAUGGAUGAGACCAAGGGAACAUGAAACUCAACAGUAUGAAUAUUCUUUGCCUGUGCAUCCCCCACCUCUCCCAUCGCAGCCAUCCCUGCAGCCUCAACAGCCAGGACAGAAACCUUUCCUCCAGCCCACUGUUGUAACCGCCAUCCAGAACUCAGUCCAGAAGGGACUACCUCAGCCUCCGGUUUACCAGGGACAUCCACCCUUGCAGCAAGUUGAGGGGCCAAUGGUGCAAGAGCAGGUGGCACCAUCAGAAAAGCCACCAACGGCCGAGGUAAUUCCUUUCUCUGAAGUCAGAUCAGGAUCAUCUACUAACUUAAUGAAAGAAAACCAAUUGGCACUACCAGGAAUGGAUUUUGCUGAUCCACAAGAUCUACCAAUGUUGGUUCCAAUAUCCCGUUUGCUAUCUCGGGGACCAAUGCCACAAAAUAAACCAUCUCCACUUUAUCCAGGAAUGUUUUACUUGUCCUAUGGAGCAAAUCAAUUGAGUGCUCCUGCCAGACUUGGCAUCUUGAGCUCAGAAGAAAUGGCGGGAGGCAGAGGAGGCCCCAUGGCUUAUGGGUCCAUGUUCCCAGGAUUUAGAGGCAUGAGGUCCAACCUUGGAGGGAUGCCCACCAAUCCAGCUAUGGGAGGGGAUUUUACACUGGAAUUUGACUCCCCAGUCGCUGGAACCAAAGGUCCCGAGAAGGGAGAAGGAGGUGCACAAGGCUCCCCUGUGCCAGAGACCAACCCAGACGAUCCAGAAAACCCAGCUCUCCUUUCAGAGGUAGCACCUGGUGCCCUCGGAGGGCUCCUUGCUAGUGCUAAGGACAAUGUUCCCAACCUGGCAAGAAUCAGGGGACCAUUCAGGGUCACCCCAGCGGCUGCUGACCCACUGAUGACUCCUGGAUUAGCUGACGUUUAUGAGACAUACGGUGUUGAUGAGACCACAACCAUGGGUCUCCAGGAAGAGACAACUGUGGAUUCCACGGCAACCCCAGAUAGUCUACAGACAUCGAUGUCAGGAAACAAGGCCCAGCAGCCCCAGAAUAAGUAUGAUGCGUGGCAUUUUCAAGAGCCCUGA
Molecule: messenger RNA, 1320 nt
Organism: Vicugna pacos (alpaca)
Lineage: Eukaryota; Metazoa; Chordata; Mammalia; Artiodactyla; Camelidae
Source: RefSeq, a predicted model, not a curated record